GCAUCCUCACACACUCUCUCUCUCUCUCUCUCUUCUCUACGCGUCUUCAUUGUUUUUGUGGGCGUAGUAGAUUUUUAGAGAGAAAGAGAAGAAGAAAAAAAAAAAAUUCUCCGAUUUGGAUCUAUUUGACCAAUUCCUUUUUAUCUAUCGAAUCCAGUGAUUGGUUGCUAUGGCUGCUGCAGUCCGUUACGCACCUGAGGAUCAUUCUCUUCCCAAGCCUUGGAAAGGCCUUGUCGAUGAUCGAACUGGAUACUUGUACUUUUGGAAUCCUGAGACCAACGUUACUCAGUAUGAGAGACCUCCCAAGCUGCUCUCUGUUAGCUCUUCCGUUCACACUUGUUCCAUACCAAAUGGUAGUAGCUAUGUCCCUGCCAAGGAUGAUGAUGAUGAUGUUCAGUACCGUAACGGUGGACCUAAGGUUGUUGAUUCUGGCUCCAGGUUUACUGAGGUUGCCAGGAGUGGAGCGAAUGGUGCUGCUAAUGGACUUGGGAAUUCCUCUGCAAGAGGUCCUCCUCCUCCUUCAUCAGCUCCAGCAAAUGAUGAUGAUGUUUCCUCCGAGGCCUAUUCCCGCCGUCAUGAAAUUACUGUCAGUGGGGGCCAAGUUCCACCACCUCUAAUGUCCUUUGAAACUACUGGUUUUCCUCCUGAGCUUCUGCGUGAGGUACUCACUGCAGGUUUCUCUGCUCCAACUCCGAUUCAAGCUCAGUCGUGGCCAAUUGCGAUGCAAGGUAGGGACAUAGUAGCCAUUGCUAAAACCGGCUCGGGAAAAACUUUGGGUUACUUGAUUCCUGGCUUCAUGCAUCUUCAACACAUCCGGAAUGAUUCGAGAAUGGGCCCAACAAUCUUGGUAUUGUCUCCAACGAGGGAGCUGGCCACACAAAUCCAAGACGAAGCUGUUAAAUUUGGGAGGUCGUCAAGAAUUUCCUGUACGUGCUUGUAUGGUGGUGCACCAAAAGGUCCUCAGCUGAGGGAUUUAGAAAGAGGAGCAGAUAUCGUGGUUGCGACUCCUGGACGAUUGAACGAUAUCCUUGAGAUGAGGAGAAUAAGUCUGCGCCAAGUAUCUUAUCUUGUGCUAGAUGAGGCUGAUAGAAUGUUGGACAUGGGUUUCGAACCGCAGAUAAGGAAGAUUGUGAAAGAGAUUCCCACUAAGCGUCAAACACUUAUGUACACAGCUACAUGGCCAAAGGGAGUCAGGAAAAUUGCAGCUGACUUGCUUGUUAACCCUGCUCAGGUCAACAUUGGCAAUGUUGACGAGCUUGUGGCUAACAAGUCGAUCACGCAGCACAUUGAAGUGGUAGCACCGAUGGAGAAACAGAGGAGGUUAGAGCAGAUAUUGAGGUCUCAGGAACCAGGAUCAAAGGUGAUAAUAUUCUGCUCAACCAAAAGGAUGUGUGACCAACUAACUCGCAAUAUAACCCGCCAAUUUGGAGCUGCUGCUAUACAUGGAGACAAGUCGCAGCCUGAGAGAGACAGUGUUCUGAAUCAAUUCCGCAGUGGCAGGACUCCGGUUCUUGUUGCAACUGAUGUUGCUGCUCGUGGACUGGACGUCAAGGACAUCAUGGCGGUCAUAAACUAUGAUUUCCCCAUUGGAGUGGAAGACUAUGUUCACAGAAUCGGAAGAACAGGAAGAGCUGGAGCGACUGGUCAGGCAUUCACAUUCUUUGGCGAUCAAGACUCGAAGCAUGCUUCGGAUCUGAUCAAGAUCCUGGAAGGAGCAGACCAGAAAGUUCCUCCUCAGAUCCGCGAAAUGGCUGCCCGUUGUGGUGGUGGUGGAAUGAACAAAUUCAGCCGUUGGGGUCCUCCUUCUGGAGGUCGUGGCAGAGACUCUGGUUAUGGUGGCAGAGGUAGCAGCUUCGGUUCACGUGACAGUGGAAUGGGAAGCAGAAGCAGUAAUGGAUGGGGAAGAGAGCGCGAAAGGAGUCGUAGCCCGGAGCGAUUCAACAGAGUUCCACCACCGUCUUCCAAUGGAUCUCCUCCUCGCAGCUUCCACGAGGCCAUGUUGAAGCACAGAUAAAUGAGCAAACACGUGAAGGUGUUAUUGGGAGAAUAUUUCUUACAUCAUAUGACAUUAUUUUUGGCCGAUGAAGAGCGUUACGUUGAAAACAAAAGACAUGUAAAACUAGAAUUGUUUGUUUUCUAUUGUAUUUCCUUAUGUGUUAUGAUCCGACUUCCGCAGAUUUGAUACUCAGAAUUUGUUGUUUAGAUAUGGUAUGCUACGUUUAGCUUUUUAAAUGUCAAAAACAAAUGGUGUGUGUUGCUUUUUGA
This is a messenger RNA of Brassica oleracea var. oleracea, 2265 nucleotides long. Its product is annotated as DEAD-box ATP-dependent RNA helicase 14-like. NCBI's taxonomy places the organism in Eukaryota, Viridiplantae, Streptophyta, Magnoliopsida, Brassicales, Brassicaceae. Bases 170 to 2014 code for a protein of 614 amino acids. Gene Ontology annotation, cellular component: ribonucleoprotein complex; nucleus; cytoplasm. The record is from RefSeq and is a predicted model, not a curated record. The transcript has 9 exons. Gene Ontology annotation, molecular function: RNA helicase activity; protein binding; RNA binding.